Molecule: messenger RNA, 1052 nt
Organism: Xenopus tropicalis (tropical clawed frog)
Lineage: Eukaryota; Metazoa; Chordata; Amphibia; Anura; Pipidae
Gene: lgals4
Product: lectin, galactoside-binding, soluble, 4, gene 1
Exons: 10
Coding region: 6-989 (327 amino acids)
Molecular function (GO): carbohydrate binding
Source: RefSeq, marked provisional
CCAAGAUGGCUUAUGUGGCAGCACCCGGUUAUCAGCCUUUUUACAAUCCAGCCAUCCCAUUUAGGACUCCUAUUCAUGGCGGCCUCCGUGCUGGGAUGUCUGUCUACAUUCAGGGGACUAUCCCCAACCACAUUACCAGGUUUGCUGUGAAUUUCACUUGUGGCCAAUUUGAUGGAUCAGACAUUGCCUGCCACUUUAAUCCUCGCUUUGAUGGCAAAGACAAGGUUGUGUUUAACAGUCUUAUUGGGGGCUCCUGGGGGUCCGAGGAGAAAAAGAAGGAUUCCUUUCCUUUUCGCAAAGGGAAGAGCUUUGACCUCGCAUUCAUGAUCAACCAAAGCGCCUUUGAGAUCACAGUGAAUGGCUCUUCCUUCUAUAAGUUCAAACAUCGUAUGCCACUGGAGCGUGUGAACAGUUUGCAAGUCAGUGGGGAUGUGACUGUUCAGUCCCUGACCAUUGCUGGAGGUGGUGGUGGAAUGCCAGCGGCCCCUAUGCCUGCACCCAGUUUCCCACAUCCGGGGGGGGUGAUGCCAUUACCAGUUUUCCCAGCUGGCAACCUACCUGUAAUGGGAGGACCUGUGUAUAACCCACCAGUACCCUAUUAUGGCUCUAUCCAGGGAGGCAUGUCACCGAGAAAGACAGUGAUAAUUAGAGGGUUUAUUCCAGAAGGUGCAGAAAGGUUCCAUAUAAACUUUAAGGCAGGAUCUUCCAACGAUGUUGCUCUGCAUUUUAACCCUCGGUUGACUGAAAAUGUAGUGGUGAGAAACAGUCGACUUGGAGGAUCCUGGGGACAGGAAGAAAGGAACCUCUCGUACAAUCCAUUCAGACCUGGACAAUAUUUUGAUAUUUCCAUACGCUGUGGGAUGGAUCGCUUCACAGUUUUUGUGAAUGGGCAGCAUUUCUGUGACUUUGCACACAGAUAUUCCAUGUUCCAGAUGCUUGACAGGAUAGAAGUUGAGGGAAAUGUGGUUUUGUCUCUCGUGCAGAUCUGAUUUGCCCCCAGACAUGCCACAGAAAAAAUGUCAUUCAGUACCAAAAUAAAUUCUGAAGUAACA